GCAGCCAUUCACACGACUGAUUCUCUCCCAGCUCGACACAAGGAGUAUCUCCGAUUUUCACACUGAUUUUUUUUCUUCUUCUUCUUCUUCUCAUCCGGGACCAUGAUGAUCCCCAGCGUCCUCGCGCCUCCCGCCUUCUACCCGGGGCUGUACCGGCCCGCCGCUGCUCUGCCGUUCCACCACACCCACCCACAGUCCGGCUUCCAGACCCACUCCAGCUUUCUAGUGGAGGACCUGCUGCGGAUAAGCCGGCCCGCCGCCUACAUUAACCGGACUGUGCCUUCAGCGUGCGCCUCGCUGCCGACGGCCACCACCACCUUGUCCUUCAGCGGCGGCGCGCCCGCCGAGCGCGCGAUGGCCACCACCGCGCUGACGCGCGAGUCGUGCUCGCCGAAGAUGUCGGUGUCGAGCGGCAAGGACCCAACUUUUCUCAAGUUUGGCGUGAGCGCCAUCCUCGCACCGUCACCAAAGACCGCGUCAUCACACCCCACUUUCCACAGCCUGCACUCCAAGACCUUCCCCAUCCCUUACUUUGACGGGACCUUUCACCCCAUAUUCAGGACUCCUUACUUACCAGCGUCUUCAUCCGUUGUCCCCAUUCCCGGGACCUUUUCUUGGCCCCUGGCCGCCAGAGGGAAACCCCGGAGAGGGAUGCUGAGGAGGGCGGUGUUCUCCGAUGUGCAGCGCAAAGCCCUGGAGAAAAUGUUCCAGAAACAGAAAUACAUCAGCAAGCCCGACAGGAAGAAGCUCGCCUCCAAACUGGGCCUCAAAGACUCACAGGUGAAAAUCUGGUUCCAGAACCGAAGGAUGAAGUGGAGGAACUCCAAGGAACGCGAACUGCUUUCAUCCGGUGGCUGCCGGGAGCAGACGCUGCCCACCAAAGCCAACCCGCACCCGGACCUCAGCGACGUGGGCAAGAAGUCCUCGGCCGAGGAGGAAGAGGAAGAGGAAGAGUUUCGGAGACAGAGAAUGCGCGCGGAGUCCGUCGUCUCCUCUCCGUCUCUUUCCAGUAAGCACUCGGACUUCUCAGAGUCAGACGAAGAAGAAAUACACGUAUCUUAAUUUAUUUUAAAAUGAAGAAAAAAAAAUAAGCACACAUAGAGAGAAUAUAACCCGCGUUUUGUUUUCAUAUGAGACUGUGAGCAGAUUUGAAAAGAAGCUGCCAACCCCAUAAAAAUUCUCAAAUUUGUUGCUUCAUCAGCGAAUGCGCACUGUACAACAUCUGCUUCUGGGAUACACUUUGCUGUUUUGCACAGCUUUGUUCAAUUGUACAGUAUUUUGUACAAUUUUGUAUGGAAAUUUUAUGCCAAGACUAUUGACUUUCUUUUACCUUGAAUAGAGUUGUUUAUUGCAAAGAAUGUAGCUAUUUCGUUAAUAAUUUAUAUGAAUUUCUUUAAUAAGUAUGUUGUAUUAUGUGCUGUAUAUAUGUUUAUUCCACACUUUUUGUACAA
Pungitius pungitius (ninespine stickleback) is the source of this 1451-nucleotide messenger RNA. RefSeq names its product developing brain homeobox 1a (gene dbx1a). NCBI's taxonomy places the organism in Eukaryota, Metazoa, Chordata, Actinopteri, Perciformes, Gasterosteidae. Gene Ontology annotation, biological process: cell differentiation in spinal cord; regulation of transcription by RNA polymerase II. Gene Ontology annotation, molecular function: DNA-binding transcription factor activity, RNA polymerase II-specific; DNA binding. The record is from RefSeq and is a predicted model, not a curated record. Bases 103 to 1062 code for a protein of 319 amino acids. The transcript has 4 exons.